Molecule: messenger RNA, 2199 nt
Organism: Emys orbicularis (European pond turtle)
Lineage: Eukaryota; Metazoa; Chordata; Testudines; Emydidae
Gene: CD248
Product: CD248 molecule
Exons: 1
Coding region: 40-2199 (719 amino acids)
Biological process (GO): cell migration
Cellular component (GO): extracellular matrix; external side of plasma membrane
Molecular function (GO): calcium ion binding; extracellular matrix protein binding; extracellular matrix binding
Source: RefSeq, a predicted model, not a curated record
AGGCGCAGAGCCGAGCAGGCAGCCGUGGGCGCCAGGACGAUGCUGCGUCUCUGGCUGCUCCUCACUGGGCUGGUGGGGCCGGCGCGGGGCGCCUGGCCAGGGCCUGAGGCUGCCUGGCCGGGGCCCGAGGCUGCCUGUGGUCCUGAGGGCUGCUACGUUGUCUUCUUCCAACGCCGCAGCUUCCUGGAGUCCUGGCGGAGCUGCCGAGAGCGUGGCGGGAACCUGGCCACGCUCAAGCGCCAUGAGGAGGCCGCCCAGGUGGCGGAGCUGCUGCAGGCCACGGGCCCGGGUACAGGGCAGCGGCGGCUCUUCUGGAUCGGGCUGCAGCGCCAGCCACGCCAGUGCUUCCCCCAGCGCCCACUGCGUGGUUUCACCUGGACCACCGGUGACCAAGACACGCUCUACACCAACUGGGCGCAGGCCGAGCCGGCCGGGGGCACCGCUUGCUCGGCCUCGCGCUGCGUGGUGCUGAGCUAUGGCCCGGCCACGCAGGAGAAUUUCCAGUGGCUGGAGGGUUCGUGCACCCUACCCGUGGACGGCUUCUUGUGCCGCUUCGGCUUUGCCGGCAUGUGCCACGGACUGGCCACGGAGGAGACGGGGCCCGUGAGCUACACAACGCCCUUCGGCCAGGUCAGCAGCACCCUGAGCCACAUCCCCUUCGGCACGGUGGCGUCCGUGGCCUGUGGCGGCGCAGCCCCUGUCUCGGUGUUGUGCAUGCAGCGGGACGACGGCUCCGUGGGCUGGUCCAAGGAGGAGCCCCUGUGCGGGGAGGAGCCGGGGGACUGGUGUGAGGGUGACAAUGGGGGCUGCCAGCAGCUGUGCGUGGACGAGGGUCCCAGCUACUCCUGCGAGUGCCACGCCGGCCACGCCUUACUGCCCGACGGGCGCUCCUGCGCCCCAGCCGAUGGCUGCCAGAACCACCCCUGCCAGUUUCAGUGCGUGCCAGGAGAGGACGGAGGGUACCGGUGCUUGUGCCCCGUGGGCUAUACGCUGGCCAGUGACGGGCACACGUGCGAGGACACAGAUGAGUGUGCCACGGGCCCGUGCGAGCAGCUGUGUGACAACUUCCCUGGCGGCUUCCAGUGCCGCUGCCAGCUGGGCUACGAGGACGACGGGGCCGGAGGCUGCGCCGACCUGGAUGAAUGCAACACCGCCCCGUGCGAGCACCAGUGCGAGAACACCGAGGGCUCCUACCUGUGCCUGUGCCACCUGGGCUUCAGCCCGGCCGAGGAGGCGCCGCAGCACUGUGUCGACAACGACGAGUGCCAGAUCCCCGGCGUCUGCCAGCAGAUGUGCGUCAACUACGUGGGCGGCUUUGAGUGCUACUGCACCGAGGGCUACGAGCUGGAGGCUGACCGCAUCAGCUGUGCCCCCCUGGCAGAGCCCCCUGCGCUGGCCACCAGGCAGCAGACCUUCUACCCACACUUCAGGAACCAGCAGGAGUGGGGAGCAGAGGUGCUGCAGGUUUUGGGGACGGACGAGUCUUUCAGCCUGACCCAGGAGUUCCCCGACCCCACUGCUUCCCCCCCUGAUCUCUCUCCUGCAGCCCCACACCCCAGCACUGGCCACUCAGCCCCUCGCCCCUCCACCACCAGCCCCCCAAUCCCUUCCACAACCACUGGUCCCCCAGACCCCACCACCAGCCCCCCAAUCCCUUCCACAACCACUGGUCCCCCAGACCCCACUACUGGCCCCCCAAUCCCCAGUACCACCACCCUGAUCCCUCCCACAUCCACUGCCACCCCAGAGCCCACCAAUGGCCCCCCAGUUCCCCACACCAGCCCCGCUAUCACUCCCACAAUUGGCCCCCUAACCCCCAGCACCAGCCCCCCAAGCUCCAAAUCUCCAAGGUCCCCUGGUGCUCCUGCCUCACCCUACAGCGGGGGGGAGGGGGACCCUUCAGCAGACAGGGCCAGGGCUCCGCUGCCCCCUUCGGAGGACCCCAGCACCUCUCCAGGUGGGGAGCGGGCAUGGAGGAAGCGGGAUGACCGGUGGCUGCUGGUGGCACUGCUGGUGCCCCUCUGCGUCUUCCUGGUGAUCAUGGUGGCGUUGGGCAUCGUGUACUGCACCCGCUGUGGUGCCAGGGCCAAGAGCCGCAGCGUCACACAGUGCUACCGCUGGGUCACCAGUGCGGGGGGCAAGGGGCCCUCCCACCCCCCUGCAGGGGCCCACCUGACCACCUGCCGGACCAGCGUCUGA